Messenger RNA from Ostrea edulis (European flat oyster), 3127 nucleotides. RefSeq lists its product as uncharacterized. Gene Ontology annotation, biological process: regulation of DNA-templated transcription. The transcript has 8 exons. The coding region runs from base 120 to 2276 and encodes 718 amino acids. Gene Ontology annotation, molecular function: sequence-specific DNA binding; DNA-binding transcription factor activity; zinc ion binding. NCBI's taxonomy places the organism in Eukaryota, Metazoa, Mollusca, Bivalvia, Ostreida, Ostreidae. The record is from RefSeq and is a predicted model, not a curated record.
AUGGGGUCAAAAUUUGUCAUGGGAUUAAAGAGGGUAAAAAUGUUUUGACGAAUAGCAAGGCCAAGGUGACUAGAUAUCUGGCGGUCGCCAUUAACUUAGCCGACGGCCUCCAGAAGCCUAUGUGGGGGUGGCCAGACAUGGUAAUUGAACUAUUUCCCGAGUGCAACUUUGAAUCGGAUGCUGACCUUAUAGACAGGGAGGUGAGGAUUAUGGAGGAUGAAUCUAUUUAUGAUGAUUUUGAGGAUAUUUUUCUAACCAAGGAUGACAGAUCCAUCUUCAAUGACCCUCUCUGUAGUGGGCAAGGGAAGGAGGUGAGUGUGAACAUAUUGGAGAUCAGUGAACCGUCCCAAAGCGGGAUGCUAGAACUCCCUGUUGUGGGGGUAGGGAUGGAAGUGAGUGUGACCACAUUGGAGAUCAGUGAACCGUCCAAGAGCGGGAUGCUAGAACUCCCUGUUGUGGGGGUAGGGAUGGAAGAGAGUGUGAACACAUUGGAGAUCAGUGAACCGUCCAAGAGCGGGAUGCUAGAACUGGAGAUAGAUUUGAAGGAGUUCGGGAUCGAUGAACCACCUAGUAACGAUGUCGGCUCCAGAGGGAUGAGUUCGGAACGUCAAGUUAACCUCCUCUCUGGUUCUGACUUUAGUAAUAAUAUUGGAAGUUUGGUGGAGAACCUGAACUUGAGUGGAAGUUUGGAUUUGCAGCUGGGAAGUGUUGGAGUACACAGAGUCGUUGAAAGACAGGAAAGAUGUAAUGAAGAGACCAGCAUGGACGGAUUGGACCUACCCGACUGGCUUGAUCCAGAACCAGUCAAGGUCGAUGAAACUCAAAGAAACCCAAAAUUCAAAGCCCCGAAUCCAAAAAUGAUGGAGCUUGUAGAAUACAUCCUGGACAUGGAAGGUAUUAAGGAUAUUUGUGCGGCUUCAGCAAUGACAGAUAUAAUCGUGGAAGAAAUCGUAGACAAUUCUAUAGCGGCCAGUGACGCGUCAGGCUCGUCCGGUGCUAAUAGUCCCUCCAGUGGUGAGCGUUUGCACUGCUCUGAUACCCCCUGUGGACAAGAUGCAAACUACUCGCGGGAACACAGAUCUAUUAAAAGCGUUGUGUCCAAGGCAAAAGACCCUGGACCCAAAUCUACUUACCUCCCUCCCUGUCGUGUAUGUGGAGACAACGCGUCCGGAUUUCACUACGGGGCUAACACCUGUGAAGCAUGCAAGGGUUUCUUCAGGAGAAGCAUUGUGAAGAUUCAGCAAAAGAAGGAAUCGUAUAAAUGUUUCGGAAAGGGAGACGGGUGUGUUUUAGGACCGGGAAAGAGAAAUCCAUGUGCAGCAUGUAGAUAUGCAAGAUGUCUAGAGGCGGGAAUGUCAAUAAGUGCGAUUAAAACUGGUCGGUAUACCUAUGAGAAGAGAACGAAAGACACGGUAGAAGUAAGAAAAAUGCAGACUGCAGAGAAACCACUGUGCCAGGAAACGUACAUUAGUGAUUCCGAGGUAGACCAGAUCAUCCAGUCAUUGAAGGAUAUUCUGCUGAAGAAUUGUCCGGAUGCGUACACAAUCUUUGACAGAGAAACCAAUCUCACUAGACAGUUGAAGAUCUAUAAUGACCACAAAGCCAAAUUAGAAAUAUUUGGUACCAUGUCGGUGAUACCAAAAGAAGUUUGGGAUGAGUUUUAUAAGGAAACAGGAAUCGACUUGGAUAACAGACAAGAACUGAUGAGAGAAAUGGCGUGCAGGAUGGAAUACGGACUAAGUGUGAUGGUCGAUUUUGUUCGAGCUAUUCCGGGAUUUGCAAAUCUCUCCGUCUCUGACCAGACGGAACUAAUUAAAGCUUCGCAUUUCGAAUUUUUCUUCUUGAUGCAUCAUAAAUCAUUUAACCCUGAAUUACGGGUAGUAUCAGGAUUGAUAGAUAUGCACCAAAGUGAGAUGGAGAAACUUGCAGAAAAAGAGAUGGUGGACCAAAUUUUUCAAUUCAGUACUUCACUUAAAAACCUCGAGCUGUCUCUCGAUGAGAUUAUUCUUCUGCGAGGGAUAAGCGUCACAUUCACAGACCGAUGUCAGUUAGAAGACCCAAAAGCCGUUGAACGAAUUCAGUGGAAGCUGGUCAACGCACUAAGAGUGUUAGCAAAACGUCAGAACUUCAAACCAGAGCAAAGAUUAUGGCAUAUUCUGGACCGCCUGACUGCUCUCCGGACUAUGACAGAAAUCAGCAAGGAACUGGACAAACAGAAGUGUUCGUGGCCCGUGAUGAAGGAACACCCUUUGGUUUUGGAUAUCCUACAGAACUGAUGUUUAUCUUGCCUGUUUUAAUGUGAUUAAUAAAUGCACCACAUCAACAACUCCGCCCAUAUAAGGAAGAAAGGUACAGAGUGGCUUGUACUGGUAAUUGUUCGCAAGUGUAUGUGAUAUGUGAUUUAAAACGCGCCCAAUCAAUCACAAAGCAGUUCCGCUGAUGCUCGUUUGUGUAUGGCGAAGAUUUGAAUACAGUGCGACCGAAAGUGUUUUAUCAUUCCAUUUGCGUGCAGGUUUUGAUUGUUUGAAUCCAAACAACGAAAUUGAUCUAUGGAGUUCAAUGAUCUCGAGCAGCAAUUACAAUUUUAUGCAGCGAGGUCGAUGUUGUUAUGUAGACCUUAUUCAAUUCUUUCAUGUACGUAAAUAUUUUUCAUUAUUCAAAGUGCCAAUUUUAUAGAAUUUGAAUAUUUGUAUAGAGUCCGUUAAUUAAAUAUAAAACAUUAUUGUAAAGGGAAAUGUUGAUCAGAAUUGUUCCGGUGGCAUUUUUCAGAUCAUUUUGUUUUAUUUAACUGAAUAUACCGUUGGUUUUGGACAACAUUUUUAAUGAUGUAUCAUGUAUCAUAGAGAAAAGGUUUUGGAUUCCAUUACAUUCCUAAUUUAUUGAUCGUUGUACAUUCCAUUUACCAAAAACGUUAUUUUUCCUUUCCUGGCAGAAAUUCAUAAUGUGUAUAUACAUGGUUAUUAGUGAGCUCAUCAUUUCAGUAAUGAUGAAUUGCGUUCUCAAUAGCUGUACAAAACGUUUUUAAAAAAAUAUUCUCAACUGAAUGUAACUUGCCAUACAAGCAAUGUUAUGUGGAUGUUUUAUGGUUAAUGUUACUUAUAGAAAUAAAUGUACAUCAUUAACAUUA